UUUAAAUCAAAGGAAACAGAUCAGUUCGACAGCUGGCCUACGCUGGUAUUCUGGCUAGGUGUAUCAUAUAUGAUGGAAUUGCUGAAGACUCUGGCGUUUUUCGUCGUAUUGCUGGUGGCUGCCGUUGGUGCCGGUGAUGAAAAAAAGCUACAAAUCGGCAUAAAAAAACGACCGAAAAGUUGCGAACAGAAGUCGAAGGCAGGCGAUAUGCUCUUCAUGCAUUAUACUGGCACCCUUGAGGAUGGCACGAAAUUUGACAGUUCAUAUGACCGCGGCAAGCCGUUAAGCUUUACCCUCGGUAGUGGUCAGGUGAUCCGUGGAUGGGACCAGGGGCUAUUAGGAAUGUGUGUCGGAGAAAAACGCAAACUGGUCAUUCCGCCAGAAAUGGGAUAUGGUGACGGGGGAGCACCGCCAACGAUUCCUGGUGAUGCCACCCUGAUCUUCGAAGUUGAGUUGGUCCAAAUACAGCGAAAAAACGAACUCUAAAAUUUCGACAAAGGUGGUUCAAAGCGCCUAUAAAAAUACCUAAGUUUAGCUAACUUACUAUUGCCAUACAAAUAUUCACUGUUGCGACUGUCAUCGGUGAAGUUAUGUGUAUAUAUACCCUGGAUUUAGCAUGAUUCAAGAGGACGACAUGUUAUAUGAAAAAACGAAUCCUCCUGUUUUUAUUAAGCUUCUUUCAGUGCCUCUUCAUUGUCAAUAAUUUAUUUGAAGGACCGUGGGUGCAUUCAAAAUAUGGUAUAUGAAAUUGGGCGAUACAAUCAAAUUUAAAUUCGCUGCUGACUCCGAUGCUAACUGCAUAAAUUAUAAUUUGCCCCGUAUUUUCAUUAUGCUUCAA
Varroa destructor (honeybee mite) is the source of this 838-nucleotide messenger RNA. Its product is annotated as peptidyl-prolyl cis-trans isomerase FKBP2-like. Gene Ontology annotation, molecular function: peptidyl-prolyl cis-trans isomerase activity. The record is from RefSeq and is a predicted model, not a curated record. Lineage: Eukaryota; Metazoa; Arthropoda; Arachnida; Mesostigmata; Varroidae. Gene Ontology annotation, biological process: protein peptidyl-prolyl isomerization. Gene Ontology annotation, cellular component: endoplasmic reticulum.